This is a messenger RNA of Myxozyma melibiosi, 1545 nucleotides long. Its product is annotated as AhpD-like protein. The coding region runs from base 464 to 1399 and encodes 311 amino acids. NCBI's taxonomy places the organism in Eukaryota, Fungi, Ascomycota, Lipomycetes, Lipomycetales, Lipomycetaceae. The record is from RefSeq and is a predicted model, not a curated record. Gene Ontology annotation, molecular function: peroxiredoxin activity. The transcript has a single exon.
AACUAUCUUUCUACUCUCUUUGCCUAGUUUCUUUGGCUUUUACUGGCAGUGUCUGGAUCUAUCAUAUGCAGAGCUGUUGAUAGUCGUGGUGAUAUUUCACUUCAUCUCUGACUUCAACUCAAGCCCUUUCUUCCCACACAUAUACUCCAGUUUGCUGACAGUACAAGUCACUUGACAACAAGCUAUGAACAAGCUAUGGUAGACAAACCAAGUAAAUAGAUCAGUAAUCCACAAAGUGCAGAUGCUCCGACUCCCAAUCCAGGGCUUCAACUCCGGUAUCCCAGUCCUCGUGCAUGUAUAUAUACCCGCGCCCGUUUCCGUCAGCAUAUUAAACCCGUGUCCUAGCAAUAUCUUCUUCAUUCCCUCGUCCAGCGAUUCAAAGCUGGUUCAGCUCGUUGUCCGCUGAAUUCUGGCUAGAUCGGACCAGGUUCGCGCGUUAAAGAGCCGGGAGGAUCGUAAUAAGAUGAGCAGUGCCCACGACGACGAUCAAGAAUCGCAACAAGUCAGCACUACUACCGCCAUCCACGACCACGCCAAAGACAGGAUCAGCAACGACGCACAAAGUCUAGAGAUUGACGACGAGCAAGACGACGAGAUCUUGAAGAUGCUGACGCCGUCUGUACUUGCGUCCCUGAGAGCGACGCCGCUGCUGGCGAGUUCAUGGCACUUUGUCGCCGCCGCGACGUUCAGCGUGUGUAAUCGUCCUGAAGCCACGCCGAUAAUAUACCGCUACGCAAUCGAGCACGACGCACACCUGGCAUCCGACCCGCCACCAGCCGACGACGACGACAAACUAAGCGCACCCCCCUCGCCGAGCGGAUCGACUCACAGUUUCGGCUCAGAAGAUGCCUCGCAGCUCGUGGACGUGACCGGCUGCGACCCGGCCGUCGUGCACACGAUCUCGCAAAAGAUGCGCGAGGCACUCCUCAAAGGUGCCGCGCUGGGGGGUCUGCCCAAGACAAUCAACUCGCUGAUCCAGCUCCGCAACGCGACGCCGCCCGCGUUCCGCGAAGAGCAUGUCCUCCGGACCGAGGCGCAGCUGUCGCAGUCCGCCGAGCUCGCGCGCGGCAAAUCGUUCUGGGAUCAGGUCUACGGCAAGGUCUCGCGGCGGGUGCUGUCGCAGAUGAAUACCGCGUACCCGGACCUGGCGCAGUACGCGCUCGACCAUGUGUAUUCGCCGCUGCUGUCCUACACCGGCGUGCUGUCGCCGAAGGAGACCUCGUACGUCGUGAUUGCGUGCUUGAUUCCGCAGGACGUGAAUCCGCAGCUCAAGGGACACUUGAAGGGCGGGCUGAACAACGGGGCGACGAAAGAGGAGCUGAUGAGUGUUCGUGAUUUGUCGAUGCGGAUAUGCGAGCUCUGCGAGGUGGGCUGGAAGGAAGAGCCUGCUAAGCUGUGAUCUCAAUCAAGUCUUUUACGAUGGCGUUUUUGUUUUUAGUUGGAUGUUACAAAGGGUUUAUUGGUUCUCCAUUGAUUAAGUAGUUAAAAGGCAUUGCAUUUGUAUUCACCAGAGAUUCUGAAUAGCACUGAUUUUUAAAACCAUAU